Molecule: messenger RNA, 1862 nt
Organism: Cucurbita moschata (crookneck pumpkin)
Lineage: Eukaryota; Viridiplantae; Streptophyta; Magnoliopsida; Cucurbitales; Cucurbitaceae
Product: hippocampus abundant transcript-like protein 1
Exons: 15
Coding region: 510-1835 (441 amino acids)
Biological process (GO): transmembrane transport
Cellular component (GO): membrane
Molecular function (GO): transmembrane transporter activity
Source: RefSeq, a predicted model, not a curated record
AGGGAGAGAUUUCCACACCUUUGUAAAUAAUGUUUCGUUCCCCUCUCCAACCGAUAUAGGAUCUCACAUAUAAAGUCACCAAUUGCCAUCUUAAAUGUAUCUAUGUGUAGUAGAAUGAAGCCAUUUUUCUCUAGGUUGAGAUUUUCAUUUUCUGUAAAAUUUAGUUGGGAAGCUUGACAACUCUGUGUUUAAUGCAUAGUUUUAUUGCUAAGUUGCUUAAUCUUUUUGACUAUGAAUGUUGGAAAGCAUGGAUGUUAUUGUUACUUCAUAUCUGCAUGUAAUUUCCUAAAGUUCAUUGGUUGAUCUGUGAUUAUGGCUUUUAAAUAUUCAAAUGCCCCCUUUACUCAAUUAUUUUGUUGAGUGUGACAUCUUUAAGGUAAGUAUUGCAUGCUGCAUCAACCAACCAGCCUGCUUUCCUAGGCUCCGGAUCGACGAGGCAAUUCAUGUGAGGUUGGGCUAAGCAUGCUGAAAGAACUUUCUAUUUGACGGCAAGAUUUUUGGGUUCGAAGAUGCAUCUGGCGGCGUGGAAAUGUGGGUUUGGAGAGCUGAGGCCUUUGGUUCACUUGUUGUUGCCUUUAUGCGUCCAUUGGAUUGCUGAAGAAAUGACUGUUUCUGUUCUUGUUGAUGUUAUCACUAAUGCUCUUUGUCCUGGAAACCCCACUUGCCCUCAAGCUAUUUACUUCAAUGGAACUGAGCAAACGGUCGUUGGAAUCUUCAAAAUGGUAGUUCUUCCACUGCUCGGUCAGCUUGCGGACGAGUAUGGUCGAAAACCUUUACUACUACUAACAAUAUCAACAAGCAUAUUUCCUUUUGGCGUUCUUGUUUGGGAUCAAUCCAAGGCUUAUAUAUAUGCUUACUAUGUGCUUCGUACAAUAGCAAAGAUACUGAGUCAAGGCAGCAUAUUCUUCAUUUCUGUUGCAUAUGCCGCGGAUCUUGUACAUGAAAGUAGGAGAGCUGCAGUAUUUGGUUGGAUCACUGGCCUUUGUUCCGCUUCCCAUGUCGUCGGAAACUUGCUAGCACGGUUUCUACCCGAAAAGUACAUUUUCUUGGUCUCAAUCGUUCUGUUGAUCUUUUGUCCCAUCUAUAUGUAUUUCUUCUUGGACGAGACCGUACAACGAGUACCAAAGAGCGAUGGAGAACCUGGCUGCUUAUCAAAGACGGUCGACGUUCUUAAUAGACGAUUCGGAACAAUGAGAGAUGCAGCUGGAAUAGUCCUUGACAAUCCAACACUUAGGAGUAUAACUUAUGUUUCUUUCUUCCUUAAGUUGGGAAUGACUGGCAUCACUAGUGUUCUAAUGUUCUAUUUGAAGGCGGUUUUUGGCUUUGAUAAAAACCAAAACUCGGAAAUCUUGAUGCUCGUCGGAUUCGGCUCGAUUUUCACUCAGAUGUUGGUGCUACCACUUAUAAAUCCACUGAUAGGCGAGGAAGCUAUAUUAUGCUGGGCAAUACUUGCAUCAGUAGCUUAUGCCUUGUUCUAUGGCUUGGCAUGGGCAGCAUGGGUAGCAUACUUAGCUGCCUCAUUUAAAGUCAUAUAUGUCUUAGCAAGGCCUGCAAUUUACGCAAUUGUCUCGAAAGCUUCGAGCUCGAGCAAUCAGGGGAAGGCUCAAGGAUUUGUUGCUGGUGUGGAGUCAAUAGCAAGCUUAUUGUCACCACUUGUUAUGAGUCCCUUGACCUCAUGGUUCAUUUCUAGUGAUGCCCCUUUUGAUUGUAAAGGCUUUAGCAUUGUCUGUGCCUCCAUAUGCUUGGUGAUUUCUUUAUGGCAUGGAUGUUGCCUGCUGAAAGGACAUGAAAGCAAGGAGGAGGAGGAUGACCUUGAGACACCAUUUUUGAACUAAAGCUUAAAUGUUGAAUUUUAAAUUGUA